GCGGACCCGGGUGCCGCCGCCGGCAGCGAGCGGGAGCGAGCCCGGCGCCUCGCCCCUCUGUUCUGUGGGGCGUCGCCGCUGCCCGCCGGAGCUCCCCCGGAGCCGGGGCGAGAUGGAGCAAUUGUCAGAUGAAGAGCUUGACCAUGGUGCCGAAGAAGAUAGUGAUAAGGAAGAUCAGGAUCUUGACAAGAUGUUUGGGGCCUGGCUGGGUGAACUGGACAAACUCACACAGAGUUUGGAUGCAGAUAAGCCUGUGGCACCAGUGAAGAGGUCACCUCUCCGCCAGGAAACCAAUCUUGCCAACUUCUCAUAUCGCUUCUCCAUGUACAAUUUGAAUGAAGCCCUGAAUCAGGGGGAGACUGUGGAUCUGGAUGCCCUCAUGGCUGAUCUCUGUUCCAUAGAGCAGGAGCUCAGCAGCAUUGGCUCUCAUUCAGCAAACAAUGCUGCAGUGAAACGCCUUGCCACAGAACCCAAAACUCAGAAACCACCUGCUAGUCGACCUUCUGCUAAGCACAGCAGCGUGAAAGGAUUGUCCUCCUCCUCUGCUAAGGUGACUAAACCAUCACAUGCCAACGUGUCUCUGGAUGACAUCACUGCACAGUUAGAGAAGGCCUCUUUGAGCAUGGAUGAAGCAGCCCAGCAGUCUCUUGCAGAAGACACCAAGCCAGUGGUUGCUGCCCAGCACAGGAGGACAGCUUCUGCUGGCACGGUGAGCGAUGCUGAGGUACGCUCCAUCAGUAACUCCUCCCGUUCCAGCGUGACCUCAGCAGCUUCCAGCAUGGACUCCUUGGAUAUCGAUAAGGUGACGAGACCUCAGGAACUGGACUUGACAUCACAAGGGCAACCAAUCACUGAGGAGGAACAGGCUGCUAAACUGAAAGCUGAGAAGAUUAGGGUUGCAUUAGAGAAGAUUAAAGAAGCACAAGUGAAAAAGUUGGUGAUCAGAGUCCAUAUGUCUGAUGACAGCUCAAAAACGAUGAUGGUAGAUGAGAGGCAAACAGUGAGACAAGUAUUAGACAAUCUCAUGGACAAAUCACAUUGUGGCUACAGUUUAGACUGGUCAUUGGUGGAAACCAUUUCUGAAUUGCAAAUGGAAAGAAUCUUUGAAGAUCAUGAAAAUUUAGUUGAAAAUCUCCUGAACUGGACAAGAGAUAGUCAAAACAAACUAAUGUUUGUGGAACGUAUAGAGAAAUACGCACUUUUCAAGAAUCCACAGAACUAUCUUCUGGGGAAGAAAGAGACCUCUGAGAUGGCAGACAGAAAUAAAGAGGUGCUGCUAGAGGAAUGCUUCUGUGGAAGUUCUGUAACUGUGCCAGAGAUUGAGGGAGUUUUGUGGCUGAAAGAGGAUGGUAAGAAAUCUUGGAAGAAACGUUACUUCCUUCUUCGGGCUUCUGGAAUCUACUAUGUCCCUAAAGGGAAGGCAAAGGUCUCACGGGAUCUUGUGUGCUUUCUACAGCUAGACCAUGUCAGUGUUUACUAUGGACAGGACUAUCGGAACAAGUACAAGGCACCCACAGACUACUGUUUAGUGCUAAAGCAUCCUCAGAUCCAGAAGAAGUCCCAGUAUAUCAAAUAUCUUUGCUGUGAUGAUGUAAGAACUCUACACCAGUGGAUCAAUGGCAUCCGCAUUGCUAAGUACGGGAAGCAACUAUACAUGAACUAUCAGGAAGCAUUGAAGAGAACAGAAUCAGCAUAUGACUGGACCUCCUUGUCUAGCUCCAGUAUCAAGUCAGGCUCCAGCUCAUCUAGUUUGCCAGAAUCUCAGUCAAAUCAUUCUAAUCAGUCUGACAGUGGAGUUUCUGACACCCAGACAGCUGGACAUGUCCGUUCCCAAAGCAUUGUCAGCUCCAUGUUCUCUGAGGCCUGGAAACGAGGCACCCAACUGGAGGAAUCCAGCAAGGCCCGAGUGGAGCCUGCAGGUCGGCCUUUGGUGUCUGUCGCAGCUCCCGUGUCCCCGCAGACGAAAGCCGUGACCCCCGCCGCCCCAUCCGCGGGCUCGCCCGCCACCAUGUUCGUCAAGUACAGCACCAUCACCCGGCUGCAGAACGCGGCCCAGCACGGCGGCCCUUUCUCCAAAGCCCCCGCUGCACAGCAGGCCCCGCCGCCGCCCCCGCCCUCGGCAAAGCCUCAGAUCCUGGUGCCCCCCAACGGGGUCAUGCCGCCUCCCCCGCCCCCACCGCCGCCGCCCACCCCGGGCUCGGCCAUGGCGCAGCUGAAGCCGGCACCGUGCGCCCCCUCUGUGCCGCAGUUCACGCCGCCACCACCGCCCCCCAAGAUACAUCAGGUUCAACCAAAUAUAAGCCAGGCUACUGUCGCCUCCUCGUUGCCACCGCCGCCUCCUCCGGUGCCUGCCCCCCCGCCGCCCCAGGCACCCCCAAAGCCUGUCAUGGCAGCUCUGCCCCCUCAGCCUAGUGGGAAGGUGGCGUCGCCGGGGGUCACACACAUCCCUCCCCCUGUGACUGCACCCUUGCCCCUUGUGAUAAAGAAACAACCAAGUGUCACUUCUCCCCAGGUGCCUCCUCUGCCCCCUGCCCCUCCUGGCCCCACUCCCCCUGCAACAUUCCCAAAGCAGCAGAGUUUCUCGGUAAAGCCUCCUCCAUCCCCUCAGUCCCCGGUGCCAUCGGUGGUGAAGCAGAUAGUCAGCCAGUUCCCCGCUCCUCCCACACCACCUGCCACUGAGCCCCAGCCUCUGAAACCCCUUCCACUGAGUGUGGCUCCACAGUCACCUCCAGCAGUGAAGGCAAAGCCCAAAUGGCAGCCUGCUGCUGCUCCCUCACCAGAUUUCCCACCUCCUCCACCAGAGAGCAGCUUAGUGUUUCCUCCUCCACCUCCUUCCCCAGCUUCCUCUGCAGGUUCUCCCCCACCCGACAAAUCAGGGUCUCCAGUCAAAAAGGCCGGCAAGACAUCAAGCCCUGGAGGGAAGAAACCGCCUCCAACACCUCAGCGCAACUCCAGCAUCAAGUCCACAAGCUCCACUGAGUACCAUGAGUCCAAGAGGCCUUCAGUGGACCGCCUUGUCAGCAAAUUUGCACACUCACCAGAGCCGUCAGGAUCUCCUUCCAAGGAGUCAUCACCUCCUCCAGCCCCUCCAAAGCCAGGAAAGCUCAACCUAUCUGGUCUGCCGAUUGUCCUUCCACAGGGUGGGAUCCCAGCCAAGGCUUCUGCUCCGAAUGUGUCUGGAAAGGAACCUGUGGUUGAAUUCCCUUCACCGCCAUCUGAUUCAGACUUCCCACCACCACCACCUGAAAUAGAUCUUCCUCCCCCUCCAGUAGAAAUUCCAUCUGUGUUUUCAGGCAGCACCUCCCCAAAAGUCGCCGUUGUAAAUCCCCAGCCACAGGCAUGGUCAAAACCAUCUGUGAAAAAAGCCCCACCACCCACACGCCCCAAGCGGAACGACAGCACCCGACUGACACAGGCAGAGGUCGCAGAGCCCCCAGGGUCAGCCGGCCCACAAGUGCCCACUUCACCCAAGUCCAGCCUUAGCGUUCAGCCGGGAUUCCUGGCAGACCUCAACCGGACGCUGCAGCGGAAAUCCAUCACCCGGCACGGCUCCCUCUCCUCCGCACGGAUGUCCAGAACAGAGCCCACCGCCACCAUGGACGACAUGGCCCUGCCUCCACCCCCACCAGAGCUGCUGGCUGACCAGCAGAAGACCAGCAGCUUUGGGGGCAGUCAUAUAUCUGGCUAUGCAACGUUACGGAGGGGGCCACCCCCUGCACCCCCCAAAAGGGAUCAGAACACCAAGCUGUCACGGGACUGGUAGUCAGUCCCCAGGGCCAGUGCUCUCCAUGACUUGUGGGCUGCUCUGUGAUCGGCCAGCCCGUGGUCUUGUGCAUGUGGAGAGGAUGUGGGGAUGUGGAUGAUAGCCCCAUUAAAAGAGGUGAUCUCAAACUGCAGCUAUGGCUAAAUGUAAAGACAUUCCCCUUCCAUGGCUAGGUUAAAAAUUUGGAGGCUUAGGGGUGUUGCUACUUAACUGGGAAAAGUGGGUAGAGAGGUGUUGGCUUCAUUCUUUCAGUUACUUUUACCCUUCUUAUGGAUUGGACCAAACCCCUCAUUUUCUUUUUCUGCAUUUAGGGGAGGGGGAGGGAGAUACUUUUUUUGUAGUGUCUGUCCACGUGAGACGUUUGUGCAUGUAUUAUAAGUGUAGGUAUAUAAUAUAUUGUGAUCUAUUUCGUCGCAAUUAUAGAAGAUAACCAGAAUGUUUUUGUAGAACCGUAUUUAUUGUUUCAGUCAAUAUAUUAUCUGGAAUCGGACUCGAAGUGGUCAAAUCUUACCAUAAAGUUGGAGAUGUAGGGGGCACUUUAAAGAAAGGAAAUAAAAAACCUAAACCCACAAACUUCUCAGCAGUUUGUGGUGGGUAAAUUCUGCAAAGCUGAGGUGUUCGGCUGGUAACUGUACAUUGUCCAUUGAUUGAAAAGUACAGAUGCAACAUACCAAAACAUUCUGGUCAUAAUACUACUGAAAAUGAGUAUGUUCAGAGGAAAGAAAUAGAUUUUAUAUAUAGUGGGCUGGAGUGAAAUAUAUUUAUACUAUAAAGAGCCUCCCCCUCCUUUCAAAUAGUAUAAAAAUAUACACCGAUACAAAUUAUUUCAAACUUACUUGUCCAUGCAGUUAAGUAGGAUAAAUAUAUAUAUUCCAAACCAUUAUGCAUUCUAACUGUUAGUAGGCUCAAUCAUUUGUUUCUAUGGCUCAAGAUGAAUAUAUUUGUGUUAACCCCUUCUGAAAGCUGCCAGGACUCCUGCAAUCGAAAAUCCUGCCAACCCCCAAGGCUGACCCACGCCGAUCCGUGAGCUGUCCGUGUAACUCUUACCCUGAAUGAACAGGUAGGUUUCUGUAGAAAGCACUGUGUGCUCACGCAGGCAUGUACAGCGUCCAGUCUCACCUGGUCUGUGCCUGGUAAGAUGCAGUGUCUUCACAAAAACAAGCGUCUGGAAAUGUGUAAAGAAAGUAUUGUUUGUAACUGAUUAGAAAUUUUCAGGAAACUUUCCUUUCUGGAAAGAGAGAAGGGAGCAGCAAUUUCAGGACAAGGAGAGUAGGAAGUCGCUCUCAGAGACUGUGACCAGUGCAUUAACCUGUUUAUUACAAAGUUGCACUUCUAGCAGUCAAGGAAGAAGACUGGAAAUAAAACAACCUUAAAGAGGCAAUAACAUUUGCUAGGAAUUUCAUCUAAGGGCCCAUAUGAGUAGAAAACAGACUAUUGAUUUGCUUGGUUUUUUGUUAGUCACCGAUAUCGGUCACCAGAUCGAGUAUGACAGUCCUUUUUCUUCAGUAGCUACUUCAUUAGCUUGAUUGUACAGUCUGACCCACAUAUUCAGACCUUGUGAUAAGGUGGUGUAAGUGGUCUUAUGUAUCAUUGCACAUUCCUUGCAGGGUGGUGGGCCUUUGUAAAACUAAAAUAUUUGGACUGUAACUACCCCAUCUUCAGCUGUUACUGCCUCCCUUGUCACCAUGGGGAUACUGUCAAUAGGCUCAUAGGGCAAAUAAUUUCAUUGUUUGCAUACUUUUUCUCCAAAAGCAAACUUGAAAUGCUUUCUUUUUCCCAAAGAAUAAAACAAAGACAGAAGCUUGACCUGGCAGUUACCCUCACAUGUGUAAAACCUAUAUAAACUGAUCUCUCAUUAGAGUAAUUCAGAAUGAUACAUUUAAGAAAUAUUGUGACAGUGUCCCCCAUUCCUUUUUUUUAUAAAGUUGUUGUUUUGGGUUUUUUUAACCAAAUAGUGAAAUAAAUGUCUUUGCGAAUAUUUUAUGAAUAGGAAAAAAAGUUUUGCUAAUUUGAGGUGGAAAAUUACACAUCUAUAACUAUAUAGUUUUAAAUAGAUGCAUCAUGAAAAGAGAAAAAUUAGUGGUGCUGUCUCUGCUGACCUGUUUCAUAUGAUUUUUUUAAAAAUCUGUUUCAGCACCUCUGGAAAUUGUUUUAAUAUUUCAGACUAGAUUUUUUGAGCAAUAAGAGUAUAUACCAUUGUGUGCAUUUUUAAAGCACUGCUAUGGAAAGGCACUUUUUUGUAUCUUUCAAAUUGUCCACCAAGUUUUGUUUGUACUAUUUUUGUGCUUACAAAGUGUCCUUAAAAGCAUUUGCAUUGUUGAUUUUAAGCAUGCUCAGUGUAGCUGGUGACUAACUUCACAGGAGGGUUGUUAAGCUAUACUGCAGCUCACGGGUGCUGUAAUUUUCACCAUUGGUCCUCUUGCUGCUUUUUCGUGUGUGCAGCUCCUGGGGCUCAGACACACCAGUGGGCAAAAGGUGCUCGCUGCAGCCGAAACUGCUUGGCCCUUAGCCGUGACGGGUAAGUGGGCACAUUCUCCUGCUCCUGGCAAGAUGCACCUGGGCUGAGGCAGUGUGUGCUCCAGGUGAGAGCAGUCAGGGAAUUCUGUUUGCCCCACCUGCUUUUCUUUUCCCCAAGACAGCCUCACUGGUGUGUGUCAGUUCCAGCCCUUUUACUUUAGUUCAUUCGGUGCGGGUACUCUGGGCUUUGGAGUUGGCACACCAAUGUUUUGAGUGCCAUUUCUUUAGAGGCAUUUGAGCUUUGUUCUUGUUUUCCUGUGCUCACAUUCAUAUCCCUGGUAUCUCUCCCUAGGUAAUGAAUCCAUGCUUACUACUGCAGGCUGCCCACAGCUUGCUGGCAGACAGCUGUGUAACUCCUAAGUCUGCAGCAAAAAGAAUUUAUGUCAGCAAAGGUGGCACCCUGUAUUCCUUCUAGUUAGUUUCCUUCCUAAGGCAGUAGUGAUCCACUGAGCGCCUGCUGCGUGUUUUCUCUCAACUAAGCAUGGAUAUUUGGCUACAGCAUGGUUCAGAAAAUCUGGUUGCCUUUUCAAGUUACGAGAUACCUCCCAUUGUAACUUGCUUUUCUGGUAUGUUUACUGGUUUUGUGACAGUAAAUAUUUACACCUUAUUUUGCAAGUAAGUUAUUUUCCCCCAUGUGCAGUCAUCUCAUAACUGCACCAUAAUGUUUAUUAAAUCAGAAAAUUAAGGGGCUAGAUUUCAGACACCCAGGAAGAGGCUUCCUGCUACAAACAUGGGCAGUAAUACUUUGGGCACUGUUAAAAUGGGCACGUGAAGGCUGAGUGUUCAUACUCUGGACACAAAAGUGCUUUGAUCCCAAAAUACGUGUAAGGCUGGCAUUGGAAUACAUGAGGCAGGGCACAGGCUGGUCACUUGUUAAGGUGGGUGUCAGGGGAGCCUUGCUCCUGCAAGGGCAGCUGAAAGGGCUCAGCUGUGUUUGUUAGUAUUUUUUUUUCCACAUUUGGUCUUCAUUUCCCCUCUGCUAUGCAGCAUAGCAUCCACCUCUGAGUAGCAGAGCCCUGUUCAGCCAGGUGUCUGUGCCUGCAGCCCAGGUGUAAAAAGCAGGGAGCUGUUCUCAGACAUUACAUCACAGUUCAGGUGUUGGGGAGUUGCUUUGAAAGUGAAAACUAGGCUCUUCUAGCAGCACUAAGCUUAGAUGAGAAAUUGUUUUUAAAAAAAAUUGUUCUAAGCAAACCACAGGCAGCAUGUUUCAGGUGGCUGUGCUAGGGGUCCUGUUUAGUCUUUUAACAGCUGUAGCUGGGAGAGAAAGGCACACGUGUCUAAAUAAUUCUCUUAUUUUCUAUGGAAGAGGAAGUUUCCUGCUUCACCCUGCACAGUGGUUUCCUCCUGCAGCAAAUCACCACUGACUGCUCUGACUUGGUGAAGACCUCAAAGCCAAAGAGCUCCUCUCCUGAGAUUACUCUGCAGUUCUCUGCAGGGCAACAGUGAGUGACACAUCAGGGAAACAGUGCAGGUACCUGGAUUUUUUUUUUUUUCAGGUCUGAGGGGAAAGGAAGCAGUUUUUUCAACAAGUGCAUUUUAACGUUUACUGUUCUGGGCUUGCGCAUUUGAAGGUUUUCUAAUUCCUUCUUUCUGUGCCCUUAGACAACCAGAUAAAUCAUAUCAGCUCAGAGAUAGAGUGGCCAGUCUUCCUUUCAGUUAAAUUUUUUUUCCAUAGUUUAACCAAAAGUGCCAUUUCAACAGCAGAAGGGCAAAAAGAGAAUUUUUCUGCUUUUUACAGAAAACAGCAUAGAACCAAAUUGUUUUGCUACAGUGGUACCAUUGCAGGUAAAUUUGUAUCUUAUUCAAAAUAAGAUUAUAAGUGGAUCCUAGUAUGAGUAUUACUUAACUAGUGUCAUGUUAAAAUCAGUUGCACUCCAGCAAAGCAGUAUGAAUUCCUGGCAGAAGGUAGUGAGGAUGCAGCCAGAACAUGGGAGUUUGAUUGGUUGCUGGGUUUGUUUUUUUUUAGCAUGUUAAGGUGUAGAUUACAUACUCAGUGACACUCAGCUGCAGGUGAGUCUUACUACUUUGGGGCCCAUUUGUGGCACCUGCUGUUGGGCUCUGCAUUCAUUCCCUUGCACCACUGGGGCAGACUCCAAACCAGAGAGGACUGAACACUACAGGGGAGUUUCUCUUGGAUGUUUUUUGCCACAUGCUGGUGGGAUUUUAAGCUUUAUUUUGGAAUUCUGUUUUUCUACAUUGAGUAAUUUUCCUUUCUGAACUUUCUUUCCUUCAAUAAAAAAAUGCCCAUGAAGACUGACCAAACCAGGGUUUUGUUGCAGGGGGCAGCACUCACUAAUACUGUGACACAGGCUUGGUCUAAUUUUGAGAAGUUUAAGACACUAAACUACAAAUGAGAUGAGAAACACAUGCUUAUCUCGCAGAGUGUAAAUUACUUUAAUUGCUACUAACCAACCACAGGGCAAAUAAAUGACUUGGAUGAUGAUCAUUUGGUGCUCUGAGGCACUCAGUGGGGCAAGGACUCAGUGAGCUCUCUGCUCAGUCGAUGGAUCUUGGGUAAAGGGGAGUUAGAGAAGGUAGAAGACCAGGAGGAACAGGAACUAGUGCUGUAGAAAUGAGUGAGAAGUAUUGUCAGUAAAAGAUUGUGGACACUAUCCCCCCCCUUAUUUAAAUGCUUGAAGGCAACUUGUCUUUUAGGAGAUUUUGGAAUUCAACCAUUUGCUACAGUGGAAAACAAUUUCCUUCCAGCUUUCCCAAGAUGCCAAAGAUGCAUUCUGAGCUGAAUUCCAGGUAUGCAGAUGUGUGUACACCAGUCUCUUGCUGCCAGGGGUCUCAUACUGCUGAUGUGUAGCACGUCUGGUGAGAGAACAGGGUUGCCGCUCUUAGAUGUUGUGUGUCCCUUGCCUUUAACCAACACUGGAAGUGGGUACACACGUGCAAAGGACAGUGUAGCAAACACAGCUGUGCCCAUGGCACCCUGCUGCCUGAUUUGGUGCAGCACAAUAGUGCUUGUACUUCUAAAAGAAAAACUAAAUGUUUUGUCACAAGUUGUAAUUGGAAAUCUUAGGCCUCCUAGUGGACUGCAGUGGACCAGAAAUGAGCUGGAGCAGCAGUUUGGUUUAUGGCUUACACUAAUUGUUACCAGUCACUGGGAAUAUUCUGUACAAUACUGGAGAUGCAAGUGUAAGAAGUGUCAUUGCAAUGAUGAUUUGUCUGUGCAGCAAACUUGUGCUGAGUGCUGUAAAUAUUCAUGUUUACUGCUUUAAAAAGAAAAUUGCACAUUUUAUCUUUCAAUGGGAUUGCCUCCCCUCUUCUUCCCUUUCCAAAAAGAAAAAAAAAAUAAAAUCAAAGCUCUUUUAGACUGAUAGCUUCAGGUUGGGGGGAGCUUUGCCAUAUUAUAAAUAUAUAUAAAUAUAUGUAUAAAUAUACUUUUUUAAGCAUGAGAGAGGACAAAAGAAAUACUACAUUAUAGAAUACCCAAUAUAGAUCAUUAUACAAUGGAAUAUGCACAAUUCAAUAAAGAUGUAGUUAAAUUUAA
This is a messenger RNA of Pseudopodoces humilis (Tibetan ground-tit), 9776 nucleotides long. The record is from RefSeq and is a predicted model, not a curated record. NCBI's taxonomy places the organism in Eukaryota, Metazoa, Chordata, Aves, Passeriformes, Paridae.